UAUCUAGCAGUAAUUAAUGUAAGAAAUCCUUCAAAAAUGAUCACAAUAUUUACUGUACAGGUGUCACCGGUUAAACGACUCCUAUCCAGCAUAAACCCUUAAUGGUGAUUAUGUUAAUGAGGAGGAUGUACUGACACGUGACGUGACGUAAAUUUCAAAGUUAUUCACUGGUUAUAAAAUGUGAAAAAUGUAGUUAGUUCGAGUUCACACUAUCUCCAGUAGGCUAUAAAAAAGACCUCAUGAGGGGGCGAAAGGACCGUUUUUAACUGGGUUUAAUACCCACAUCCUGGAGUGUGGACAGGAUCUGCGCCCGUCUCGUGGAGAGGUGCGAUUCCGUCAGAUAUGGACAACAUGUAGAAGUUCACACUCAACCCCUGGAAUAUAAAACCUUUAGAAAGAUUACAAAAAAGGGCUGGGAACAUGGGGAAUAACUCUGGGAAGGAGCGGCAUGGAUCUUCAGUUAUCACUGUUGAUCUGUCUGAAGCAUCUCCCACUUCACCACAUACCCUCACUCCUACCACAUGGUCACCAACUACACAGCUAGCGCCCAUUAUCAACAGCCCUACCAGGACUGGAACAAACAUCACCAACUGUGAGUCAGCUCAAGACGUUCUCAGUCCACCACUGAUCUCAACCAAUCACAUUGAGCAGCUAGAGGACUGCAAAACAGGGCUCACUAAUCAUAUCCCAGAGGAGGUACUUACAUUGACACAGGUAUCUGGGCACAUAGCUCAGAUCUCAGAUAUAUGUGUGAAGGGAAAUACAAUAGUGGGCGCCACUGAAGUGGAUGCAAAAUUGCUACAGAAGUGUUUCAGCACACUGGGACUCUACAAUGAAGAGUCUAAAUACUCAUUGACUGAUCUGUUACAGUGUUUUCUGGUGGAGAGGGAGAAGAUGAAGGAGGAAUUGAGAUGCUGUAAAGAAAAGAUUCAGGCCGAACGUGAGGAGUGGAAGCAAUUUCAGGAUGACCUGAAGGUGGCACUAGUUGUUUCAGACAGACUGAGAGAAGAGGCAGAGGAAGAGCUGAGUGUUCUAAACUCGGCUCGUCAGGACUGGGAUAGGCAGCUAACUGAUGCCCUCGAGGGCAAACAAAACCUUGAAAGUCAACUGAAGAGUCUCAAGAUUGAACUUGAGCAGAGCAGACAAAAAACAAAACUUGUCACAAGAAACCACCAGGGGGCACCACCUCUAAGGGCCCUAGAGACGAGCGCCGAUAAGGGAAACCUGGACAGAUAUGGCAAGGGAAUUGAAUCAGCCGAGAAAAGAAAAGAGGAGCAACUGUGGACAGAUGAGAUGAAACGAAAAAGAGAAAUGAACGUCUCUAGUAGUACAGAAAGGUCAAGACUGCCCUCAGAUUAUCCUGCUGUUGUUGUGAAUGGUACCUCUCAUCGCUCUGUCACUGGAACAACAGAUUCAGAUAUUAAAGAAGAGAAUUUAAUCCUGCAGACAGCUACAUCUUCAGUUCUAGAUGGGCCAAACAGGGUCAACAGAAGAACACAAGAAGAUUUCUCUCCAGCACUCAGGUUUUUGAGGCUUCAUGGUGGUUCUAAGCGUAACUCACUGCUUCGCUGGUGCCAAGGUAGAACUCAAGGAUACAAGAAUAUUGAGAUCACUAAUUUUAGCAGCAGCUGGGUGGACGGUUUGGCGUUCUGUGCAAUUUACCACAGUUACCUUCCCUCUCAUAUACCAUACAACACGCUCAGUCCAGAGAACAAGAAAGAAAACCUUGAUUUAGCGUUCCGAACGGGAGAAGGUUUUGGAAUCUCUGCAUCACUGGCAGUAGAUGAGAUGUUGAAAGAUGAUGCACCUGACUGGCACAGAGUUUUGGAAUAUGUGGAGAGUAUCUAUCGACAUUUUGAGAUGUGACACUAUGAUAACACUUUAUCAUAAAUGUAACCAUCACAGACCCUCAAAAUUCCACCACAGGAAGCAUACAAACAUGGAUUUGAGUGGAGCACAUCACCCGCCUAUAUUUCAUUCAACACUAACAUCUUAGUGUGGGGGAAGAGAAUUCCCUAUGUUCAUCUUUGUUAAAUGGUCUGGGAUCAGAUUAUUUUAAUAGCAAAUAGGUUUGGGCUGCUGAGAGCAGAGUGUCUAGUGACCUUGGCCACAUUUGUGACAGUUUUUGUUUGUUAUGGCUACUCUCUGCCCUCUGUUUGUUUGUAUGUUGAAUUGCAGGGUUUUUGUUUCACCCAAGGACUCAGCACACCCCUGCUGGUAUAUUCCACAACUACGCCUAUUUUCAGGCAAAAAGCAUCUUUCUUCAUCAACACUUAUUACAAAAUAGACAUGUUUUUCGAUGCAGUUAUUUUCUCGCAGGCAACAUGUAAAUUGCAAAUAUGUCGUUUACAAUAUUUUAUAUAUUAUAAUAUAAUAAUAGAGGUUUGCAAGCCUCUUAAAGGUGUUAAAUUGACCAUUUAGGGUUUGUGGACUGCGCAUUUGCUUAUAUUGGCAUCAAUCAGUCAGCAUUGCCUUAGUAAUUUUCCUUCACCUUCAAGCAGAUGUCACGUAACAUUUACGAAUUGCCUUAUAGUCACUGAUACUGAGGCCCAUUAACAAAGAUGACAGCAAGCGAGAUGCAUAUUACUGGGAGAUGAAUUGAGAUACUGGAAAUGUUAUCCGAUAGCUUUCUCCAGGUUUUUUUGGGGGGUCUCCUGGUGCACAGAUAGUUGGAAGCUAUGAUCAGAUCUGGUCUACAGUACAAGUCUCCAUCAGAAAAAUCUACUCCUGGAUUUGUAUCAUGCUUCAUGUCUCUGUGAUCACUGUGAAUAGAAACAAUCACUUUUGAAUAAGAAACACAAAGCUGAUUAUUUAGCAGCUGUAAUAUCAGUCUGUUUUAUUUUCAUUCAGCCCACAAGUUAUCACUAGAUACUUAAACCCCAAAAGAGUUUCACUUUUAUUAUUCAGGGGAAAAAGGGUCCCAAGGAUUAACCAGUAUUGAUAGAUAAAUAUUCUCGUUUAUACUCAUUUGUUUUUAUGUUGUACUUAUGACUUUUUCAGACAUGUACAUGUAAUAUUUAUUGAUCUGCUACUAGAAUAUAACUUCAAUGAGCCACUCUUUACUGUAUGUUCAAAACUUUGGUUGGUAGCCAUAUUUCUUUGAUGUGUUUUAAAAUAUAUUUUAUGCCAUGAAUUCCCAUAAAACUCAGUGGCUUUACGACUGUAAAUAAAAAAAUAUUCUGUGACAGAAAUGGUUGCUGUCUUGUUUUAUUCUCAUAUUGGUUUUCUCAUAUUAAAUGUGUUUUAUUAGUAAAACAAAACAAAAACAGUGGCGGACAAAACCAUUUACAUAAAUGGCUUUGUCCGCCACUGUGUAACGUUAACGUAACUUAAAUGUAACUUAAAUGGUUUUGGCCGCCACUGGGUUUUUUUCAGUUUUACAAAAAAAAUUUAAUUCACAAUCAUGGUGUACACCUAUCCUGAAGUGGCUUCUCCCUGUUUUUAAGUUAUCGAAUAAAAAUCAGCUGUAUAUGGCAUGUCUUUCAUAUGACAGACACGUCAAUGUGAAGUUGUGCUGGCAAGAUAAAAACAACCUCGCCGUGCUUCUUUAUUAGUCAACUUUUCUUUGAUGUUUGAGGGUGUCUUAUUUGGAUUUUAUAAUUCUGACAAAAAUCUAAAAGACAAGUAUUUUCUAAUAAAUCUAUUUAUUUUUCUAGCCAAGUUUUUUGUACACAAGUGUAAGUUUUUGUCUGUCAAACCUCUUUUAUAAUUUUUUGCAAAGAUCUUAAUUGUUAUUUGGGUACUAUCUCUUCUUCUAACAAUGCCAAAGCAUUAAAGUCUGUUACAAUGUGCACAAAGUAUAAUAUUUCAGCUUUUUUAUAAUAAAAACCAAAAGGGUCUCAAGGAUAUUCUCUCUCUCUUGAAAUUAUUUUAAGUUUUUGUUAC
Triplophysa dalaica is the source of this 3885-nucleotide messenger RNA. Its product is annotated as cytospin-A. The record is from RefSeq and is a predicted model, not a curated record. Gene Ontology annotation, molecular function: protein binding. Bases 421 to 1866 code for a protein of 481 amino acids. NCBI's taxonomy places the organism in Eukaryota, Metazoa, Chordata, Actinopteri, Cypriniformes, Nemacheilidae. The transcript has 11 exons.